AUGUGGUCAGCCGGAUGUAUAUUUGCAGAGUUAGCUAAUUCCGGUCGUCCUUUAUUCCCUGGUUCUGAUGUUGAUGAUCAACUCAAGAGGAUCUUUAAACUACUUGGAACUCCAAAUGAAGACACAUGGCCUGGUGUAACCCAAUUGCCAGAUUACAAACCACUACCAAUUUACCAACCUAGCUUGGGACUUGCCCAAGUUGUUCCGAGACUUCCAGCACGGGGUAGAGACCUGCUAGCCCGUCUGUUGACUUGCAAUCCAGCUUUGAGAAUGCCUGCUGAUGAUGCAAUGGCACAUGCUUAUUUCCAUGACUUAAACCCUUCUGUGAAGAAUGACAGGUGU
Messenger RNA from Iphiclides podalirius (scarce swallowtail), 342 nucleotides. Lineage: Eukaryota; Metazoa; Arthropoda; Insecta; Lepidoptera; Papilionidae. The record is from the annotation of a GenBank genome assembly.